Molecule: messenger RNA, 1071 nt
Organism: Dioscorea cayenensis subsp. rotundata (Guinea yam)
Lineage: Eukaryota; Viridiplantae; Streptophyta; Magnoliopsida; Dioscoreales; Dioscoreaceae
Product: kinesin-like protein KIN-7D, mitochondrial
Exons: 4
Coding region: 193-543 (116 amino acids)
Source: RefSeq, a predicted model, not a curated record
AGCAUGUGACAUCCAACCUUAGAUUUUCCUUCACUCCACUCCACCCUCUCACCCACCCCCUUGCUUUGAUCUACAUCUCAAGCUCCACCCAUGGGGGGGCCUUCGACAUCGUGUAGCUCGCCAUUCGGAUACUGAAAACCCUCACUGAGCUCUAUUUCGUUGACCUCAUUCUCCUCAUCUUUGUCUUCUUUCAUGAAUGAUGAGAUUGUUGAGGAGUUGAACGAGGCUGCGAGAUCUGGGGAAGUGGAUAGUAUCUCUGUUACCGUGAGGUUUCGGCCAUUGAGUGAAGGGGAGUUCCAGCAAGGGGAUAAUAUUGCGUGGUAUGCUGAUGGUGAUAAGGUGGUGCGGAAUGAGUAUAAUCCUGCCACAACUUAUGCUGUUAGAUGGCCAAAAUUUUGUUUCUGCUCAAGCAAUCCAAUGCUGAAAUUUCUAAGAGGUUCUCCAAUCAUACUGAAGAUUAUUAUUGUUCAAGUUCUUGACCGAUCCAAUCCAUCCCAAAACUCGAUUGCUGUUGUCUUGUUGCUGUCGAUUCCCAGCUGUUAACUCACAGAAUACGCUCGACUGAGCUUGUGAAGCAUGAACUGUGGACAUACCGGAAGUCCUUCGAGGGAAAUUGAUGAGGCUAGUUGUACAAAAUGAAGAGACAGAUGGGUGCAAUAUACAGAGGCAAUAUUUCUUUCAAAUAGUUACGAGCAUUCCAAAAUGAAGAGAUAUAUUUGAAGAAUCUGAAGUGCUCGGUGCUCUUUGAUCAUAUGAUUAAAUCUCUGAUUAAUCAGAACAUUAAAAUAGUGAGGAAGAAAGAAGAAGAAAAUUCUCACCAAUUGGUCCGGAGCCAGUCAUUUUGCUGUAGUCGAUGAGAUCAUUCAUACAAUUUACUACCUCUGAUAUCUGCAAGACAAGUCAACAAUGGAGUUUAUUCAAACCCUAAUUAUAUAAGUUUCUAGAUAUGCUUAAAUUUAAAGACCAUACAACACAUUUUAUGUCGAUUAAAUAAGACAAUUUCUUAAGGCUCAUAAGCCAGCUGUCUAUGAUAUAAACUAGCGAAAACAGAACACAACCUACCUGAAGGCA